This is a messenger RNA of Arctia plantaginis, 441 nucleotides long. The record is from the annotation of a GenBank genome assembly. NCBI's taxonomy places the organism in Eukaryota, Metazoa, Arthropoda, Insecta, Lepidoptera, Erebidae.
AUGAUCGCUUUUAGAACAGCAGCCAUCCUCCUCCUCGCCGCAUUCGCCAGCGGUCGUCCUUCCGAAGAAUGGGAACCAGAAGGUCACUCCCACUCGGAGCAUACAAAACCUUACCAUGUCACUGUGGUGAAGAAGAUCGGUGUGCCGGUGCCCCAUCCUGUUGCUGUCUCUGUCCCGCAGUACGUGAAGGUGCCAAUACCCCACCCUUACCCUGUUCACGUCACCGUUGAGCAACCGAUCCAUGUGCCAGUCUACAAGGUUGUACCACAAAUUGUGGAGAAGCCAGUACCCUACACUGUGGAGAAACCCGUCCCGUAUGAAGUAGAGAAGCCCUACCCCGUCGAAGUAGAGAAGAAAGUCGAAGUCCCCAUCCCCAAACCUUAUCCCGUCCACGUACCCGUUUACAAACACGUCUACCACUACAAGGGUGGCAAGCACUAA